This is a messenger RNA of Ruditapes philippinarum (Manila clam), 3293 nucleotides long. Its product is annotated as nucleoside diphosphate kinase 6-like. The record is from RefSeq and is a predicted model, not a curated record. NCBI's taxonomy places the organism in Eukaryota, Metazoa, Mollusca, Bivalvia, Venerida, Veneridae. Bases 387 to 941 code for a protein of 184 amino acids. Gene Ontology annotation, biological process: GTP biosynthetic process; CTP biosynthetic process; UTP biosynthetic process. The transcript has 2 exons. Gene Ontology annotation, molecular function: nucleoside diphosphate kinase activity.
AUUGUUCCUUACAUGCUUUUUAGGCUAACUGACUGUGUGAUACAUCAGUAGAAAUGCGAACGAUAACGAAAGUCACUCUUUCUCUUAUUACAAUUCUGACGCCUGUUGGAUUCCAAUACUACUUCACAAAUUAUUGUCACAACCUUUCUGAAGAGGAGGCAAUGAAGAAAUAUAAAAUGACACGUUCUGAACUUGAAGCUUCCAAGUUGCGAAAUCAACAAAUUUUUGAAAAACUGAUGAAAGAUCCUGGAGUGAAAAACAAGUAAACUUGAUUCUGAAUUUUGCAGCUUAAAAGUGUGAUUUUUAAAGUCAAUGAACUAGUGAUUGACUGCUAGAAGUUUAUCAUUGUGUUAAAAAAAAAAGAAAUUGUGCUCACAAGAAUAAACAUGUCAUCAGCAUCAAGAAAAAGUUUACAAUUAACCCUUGCAAUAUUAAAACCUAAUGUGGUUUCUCAUCCACAUCUAGUUCAUCAGAUUAAAGAACUUAUUCAUCAAAAAGAAUUCUUGUUUAUUCGCUCAAAAAGAAUGCAUCUACCAAGAGCGAGAGUCGAGGACUUCUACAGGGAGCAUGAAGGGCGAUUUUUUUACAAUAGACUGGUGUCAUUUAUGUCAAGUGGACCAAUCAGUACCCAUAUUCUGGCUCGAGAAAAUGCCAUAGCAGAGUGGAGAAAGCUAAUGGGAGCAACUAAAGUAUUUAAAACUAUACAUGAGGAUCCAAACAGUAUUAGGGGACAAUUUGGUCUGACAGACACAAGAAAUUCAACGCAUGGAUCCGAUUCUGAUGAAACUGCGUUGAAAGAAAUGAACUUUUUCUUUCCAGAAUUUGAUGUUGAAGAUUGGUAUAGGGAGUCUGAGAGACACUUCUUGACUGGUGAUGUGUAUUUUGACGAUGAACAUGAUAUACAUAGAUAUAAACUAAAUCAUGCAAAACUUAAAAGCUAAAAAGAAAGAAAUCUUUUCUUUCUGUUAUUUUGUCAUUGGAAUAACUUGGGUAGCAUGAAUUCUUAGUAAUGUGGAAGUGGUAUCGAAGAAAUGUUAAGUGGUAUUUACUGUUACAUAGUCCGAUACCCACGAUUGAUAAACAUGUCACAUAACAUGCAAUCAAUGUUAAUGGUUCGGCCGUGGGUAUCCGACGAUGUUCUGUUAAGGCCUUUCUUCGGACCAACUUUUGCAUUUCUGUACAGUACUUAAAUGUAUCAGCAGUUAUAAUCAGAUUCAGUUUUAGAUAAUAAGUUUUAUAAAAGAGACUUGGUCACAACUAUCAAAUUUAUGUAAGAUACAUGUAAAUGACUAUUUCUCUUAUAUUUGUCAGGUUUGUUUAUCAGAUGUUUACAUUGUUUGGAGAAUAAUAUAAAAGAAUUAUGUAUCAAUUUCUAACUUGUCUGUUUUGAAGAAAAAGUCGAGCUAUAAUAUUGGCUGUUGGCAUCAUUGUCAUCUUUGUUGUCAUGAUGUAAAAAUGUAGCCUGUUAGUCAAACAAAUUUAAACAUAUCUUUAUGAAACUUGAAAUCUUUGCUUAUCAUGGUAAUAAUUCAGUAUAAUUUUGAAAGCUAUGUAUUUGGAGUUAUGCUCUUUUUUUCACUCGGAAAUUUUUGUCAAAAGUUGUUAUUUUGAAAUUGAUAGACAAGUGUUAACAUCAUAUGCUAUGCUCUUUUUUUUUUUUUUUUUUUAUAUAUCAUUAAAUGAGUGUCACUGUGUGUUCUUAUUUUACAUAGAUUGAAGAAAUCAUUUGUCUAUGAGGAACACUGUGUAUGGUACUGUUAAACCUUGGUGCACAAUCUAUAUUAACUGGCCUGUUUAAAAUUUUCAGUAAUUUUUACUUCUACAAUCAAGUUAACCUGUAGGUCACAUAAUUUCCUGCUGUAAUAUUUGUAAUUAAGUGGUAUAGUUACUAUUAUAUUAAUAUUUUAUGAACCCAGGUCUCUUAAAUUUUCAGGAAUAAAAGAUAACAGACCUGUCACCACCAGACACCUUUUCCAACAUUUUAGGAAUGCCACCAUUACUGUAUGGUAUUGGAAAAAUAUAUUGUAAAGUGUCCAUAGUAACUAACAAUAACGAAUAAAGACAUAGAAAAUAAGGGAAUCGCUUCAAGGAAUAGAUUUUUUGUAUUCAAAUUAUAAUUCUUCUAUAAAUCAUUUUAAGGUUUUCUUAGUAGACAAAAACACUUUUCAAGGAAAGACUAAGGAUUGGAUAUUGUAUGUUUUUAAAUUUAGGGAAAAUCUUGGCACUGAGACCGCUUCCAUUUACAGGUAGUUGCUAUAAGAGGAAAACAUCUGCAGAUAUAUAUGUUAAGUGUAUAGUUUAGAGGCCUAUUAAGUGCCUGAAUAGCAUCAUUUGUAUUUCUUAAGAACUUCUUAUUUAUGGUAUCUUGUUACAGUUGCAAUAAGUUACUCAUUGACCGUAUAUAGAAUUACUAUCUUUUGUUUCUUAUACUUUGGUAUAAAUACCAGUAUAGUGAUUUUGUCUGGAAGUCAAAAUACUACUUUGUUAACAUUUUGCUACCUUUUUUGCACAUUACUGCAUGUUCCAUGCUCUUCUCUUCAGGCGUUUAACAUGUAAUAUGCUCUCAAAAGCAUUAUUAGACACAUGGUCAACCUUUCUAAAGAAUUCAAAAUAUCUGAUUUCUCAGGCAUAAUGUGCCUUUAUAUUUUGAUGUUUUCUUUUUUUCUUUAUACAUUUAUUUAUAUGCUAAGAAUACAUCAUAACAGUUCUUUCUAUUAUACUUGUAGUUUUAAUUCAUUCAUCUCUUAAAGGUAACCGCCUCUGUGGUCGAGGGGUUAGAGUCGAUGACUUCUAAUCCAGUUACCUCUCUGGCGUGGGUUCAAUCCCCAAUAGAUGCUUUGGAAGUUUAGCGCUGAGGAAGGUAGUCUGGUACUGGUGUAACUCUCCAGGAACGAUGGUUAGGAAACUACCCGCCUAUAUGACUGAAAUACUGUUGGGAGGAAAGGGCGUAAAAUGAAACAAACUCUCAAAGGUGAUGAUAGGGGUGCAUUUUUUCCUAAGUUCAACAUUAAAUUCCAAAGUUCAAACGGUUGCUAGCCUUCAUUUGUGUAUAAAUUGUUCUUUUGAGAGUUAUUAUUAGUUAUAUAAUGUAAUUGAAUUGUACAUAUCAGCUAAUAAUGUUAUAAAAUUACAUGUUUGUGUAUAAUAAGGUUAUAAGAGGUUCAAUAUUUUAUUUGCUGAUAUGUUUGAUAAAUGCAACACUGAGUGAUGGUUAAAGUAUAAAUAUUUGGUUGUUCCUUUUCUGUAACAAUGUUGUGUAUUUAACUUUGUUUUCAAGUAAAUUACAAAUUACA